AUGGAUGACCCGUCUGAUACUGAUAUCGAUUUAGAGAUUAAAACGAAUGACCAUUCGGUUGUUGUGCCUGCCAUUGACCACAGCUUCCGCGCUGAGUUCCAAUCCAUUAGUCAAGGCUCCCUCUCCAAGAGUCUUGCCAACACCAAUUUGUCCCCUGUCCUUUCCAAUCCCACCACCAUCCCCAUGCCCACUCGUCCUAGCACUACCACUCGCGACUCCAAUAGUGACUCGACAUUCUUUGCCAGCCUUAUCUAUCACUUGUUGGAUGAGGACGAGUUGUGCCGUAGAUUGAAUACGAAUUCAAUGAUUGGUCUGGACACCCCAGAGUGUGUCCACCGUCUAAAGACCAAUGGUCCCAAUUUGUUUGAUCAUGUCCGUCCCAACUAUAUGAAGAUAAUGCUUCGUUAUGUAUUUGGUGGCUUUUGUAGUAUCCUUUGGGUUGGUGCACUUGUCUUCCUCCUAUGUUGGCAACCAUUGAGUGACCCACCCAACACCACCAACCUGGCCUUGGCCAUCCUAAUCUUGUUCGUCAUCUUCCUCCAAGCAUCGUUCGCUGCCUUCCAAGACUGGUCUACAAAGAGAGUGAUGAGGUAUAUCUUGGAUCUGUUGCCAACUGAAUGUUUGGUGAUGCGUGAUGGCCAGACUAGUGAUGUCGUGGUUGGUGAUAUUGUCCAUAUGAAGAUGGGUAGUAAAGUGCCUGCGGACAUGAUCGUCAUCCAGACUUCGGGUGACCUCAAGGUGGACAACUCUGUGCUCACAGGCGAGAACAAACCAGUACAUAUUCAGACCGUCCCAACCAAUGUCAGCUUCCUCGAGUCUAAGAACGUUGCAUUCAUGGGAUCGUACGUGGUCAAUGGUUCGGGCAUCGGAGUUGUCGUGCUUACUGGUAACUCAUCGGUAAUGGGCCACAUCAACAAGUUGACAAUCAGUCGAAAGGAGAAGGUCACACUGAUCCAGCGUGAGAUUAAUCGAUUCGUUCGCAUCAUCUUGAUCCUAACCGUCAUCCUCGUGUCCAUCCUCGCCAUCGAAUGGGUUGGCUUCCUGCGUCCCAAGCAUCCAGAGUUCAUGACCACCGUUGGCAUGCUAAUGAACAUCAUGUCCUGUGUUGUGGCCUUCAUACCUGAGGGCAUGCCUAUAUGCGUGGCCCUCACACUCCUCGUGAUUGCCAAGAGAAUGAAGAGCAGCAACAUCUUGCCCAAGGCCUUGACCACAGUGGAGACCCUCGGCUGCGUCAAUGUGAUCUGCUCGGACAAGACUGGCACUCUCACACAGAACAAGAUGUUUGUUACCUCGGUCGGCUUCAUCAACCAUCAGACCGAGCCAGAGAGUGUCCACGAUAUCAUCUCCAACAACAACCACUCGCCAACAUCGCGUGCAUACCAACAGAUGCAACUGGCUGCACUCCUGUGCAACAACUCGACCUGGGACGCCUCGACCAUGGAGCUGGACAUGUCUGAGCGCAAGAUCAAUGGUGACGCGACCGAUGCUGCCAUCUUUCGAUUUGGCGAGGAGGUGGCAUCUGCUGUGCGUACCAACACACGUACCUCAUUCCCCCGAGUGUACGAGAUGCCAUUCAACUCGAGGAACAAGUUCAUGCUGACCAUGCAUCGAGUUGAGGGUGAUGUCCCGCAGUACGACCCAUCGAUCAACAUCUUUGGUCGUCCAGUUGGAGCGCCGGCUAAAGAGCAUCUGGUGUUUGUCAAGGGUGCCCCUGAUGUGUUGCUCCAUCGCUGCGUGGACAUUGUCAAUCCUGCGACCAACACCCUGCAGCCAUUCAAUGCUGAUGCCAUGGAGAAGAUUGAAGCCAUCCAACAAAAGUGGUCACGUGCUGGCCAGCGUGUUUUACUGGUCUGUCGCCGCUUCUACACUCCUGUGUCGGCGAUCGGUUGUGCUGUAUUCCAGAAAGAGAUGGAGGACUUUUGUGUUCGCGACCUAACUGUGAUUGGCCUGUUGGGCUUGAUGGAUCAGCCCUUCCCCGAGAUCGAGGAGACCGUCGCCACUUGCCGUCGUGCUGGCGCACGCUUUUUCAUGGUCACUGGAGACUACAGCCUCACGGCCGCAGCCAUCGCUCGCCAGAUUGGUAUCUUCACACAGACUGAUUGUGAGCCAGAGACCUAUGAGGACCUUUUGCUUGAGCCGUCCGAGGCCCACUUCACAUCUGGCAAGAAAACGGCUUUGUUGCUGACUGGUCAUGAUCUGAGCAAGUUGGACGAGCGCGGAUGGGACACAGCAUGCAAGUACGAAGAGAUCGUAUUCGCCCGCACAUCACCGGAACAGAAGUUACGAAUUGUUACUGAACUCCAGAAGCGUGGCGCUGUCGUGGCUGUGACUGGUGAUGGUGUGAAUGAUGCUCCAGCCUUGAAAGCAGCAGAUGUAGGUGUGGCCGUAGUGUCGGGCACUGAUGUGGCCAUUGAAGCGGCCGACCUCGUACUCUUGGGUAGCUUUGAUAAGAUCACCGAGGCCAUCCUUCUCGGCCGCCUAGUCUUCCAGAACCUCCAAAAGGUCAUCUCAUUCCUCUUGCCUGCGGGCUCAUGGUCCGAGAUCAUGCCAGUGAUCGUCAACUCCUUCUUUGGCGUGCCAUGUCCACUGUCCAACUUCCUGAUGCUAAUCAUCUGUUGCUUCACCGACGUGUUCCCAUGCCUGUCACUGAUCAUGGAGACGCCCGAGAUCUACGUCCAAUCCUACCUGUUCAUGGGCACGAUGAUGGCAAUCGUGUCCAUGUUCCUGUUCUUCAUGUACAUCGAGGAGUACACCGGCCUCUCUUGGUAUGACCUGGCCUUCACCUACGGCAACAUCGAUUUCUCUCGGGCCAAAGUGUCUGCAGACGACUUCAACAACAUCUACGUGCCAACUGGUACGUGUGUCACAUUCAUAGCGCUGGUGAUGGUGCAGUGGGGCAACAUAUUGUCGGUGCGCAAUCGUCGCAUGUCAAUGUUCACCGAUGAUCCCAUCCGACCCAAACGUCGCAACUACUGGCUAUUCCUCAGUUGGGUAUGCUCAUUGGUUAUCGCACUGAUUGUUACCAAGGCCAAGCCAUUCCAAGACAUCUUCCAGACGCGUGACGUGCCCAUCAAGUACUGGCUGCUACCACUACCCUUUGCACUUGGCAUCCUACUCAUGGAUGACAUUCGUAAACUGUUUGUUCGACUAUUUCCACAUGGACCAGUUGCAUGGAUUGCUUGGUAG
Molecule: messenger RNA, 3186 nt
Organism: Acytostelium subglobosum LB1
Lineage: Eukaryota; Evosea; Eumycetozoa; Acytosteliales; Acytosteliaceae
Exons: 3
Coding region: 1-3186 (1061 amino acids)
Biological process (GO): potassium ion import across plasma membrane; sodium ion export across plasma membrane; proton transmembrane transport
Cellular component (GO): membrane
Molecular function (GO): P-type sodium:potassium-exchanging transporter activity; ATP binding; ATP hydrolysis activity
Source: RefSeq, a predicted model, not a curated record